ACGGGGGCCUGGCCGAGAAGGAGUCGCUGACUGACGUCCUCACCUGACUGGCCCCCAGUCCACAGCGAUGGCCCUGUCCCCAGCUCUUGGCCAUGGACUCUCCUCAGAGCCCCUCAGUCAGCCCCAGGGUGCUCCUAGGGAGCUGGACGUUGCUGGAUGGACCAUCAUGCCUGCAGAGGAGACAAACAGGUCAGAGCAGGCUCAGGCCUCCUUGGGCCCUCCUGAACGUGUCACAGGUGAACUGAAGGACACUGAGCCUGGCAGCAGCGCCCCAAGACUACCCCUGGCCUCUUCCCAUGAGCAUCAAGAUGGGGGCAAGCACCGUGAGCAUGCUGUCUCUGGCCUGGAAGUACUAGAAACUGAGCAGGACAGCCUCCAUCUUUGUCUGUUGGGAUUGAGCUUCCAGCUACAGGACUUGGAACAAGGCCUGGGAUCAUGGACACUGGCCCACAGCAGGAUGGUCCAGCUGCAGGCCCUGCAGGCAGAGCUACGAGGGGCAGCCGAGCGUGUGGAUGCAUUACUGGCAUUUGGUGAGGGGUUGGCAGAGAGGAGUGAGCCCAGGGCCUGGGCAUCUCUGGAGCGGGUCCUGAGGGCCCUUGGAACCCACCGAGAUACCAUCUUCCAACGACUCUGGCAGCUACAGGCCCAGCUGAUCAGCUAUAGCCUGGUGCUUGAGAAGGCCAACCUCCUGGACCAGGACUUGGAAGUUGAGGGAGACUCAGACGGGCCAACACCUGGUGGAAUCUGGGGGCCCUGGGCUCCUAGUACCUACCCGACUCCUGCAGAGUUGGAAUGGGACCCAGCAGGGGAUGUUGGAGGUCUUGGGCCCUCAGGGAAAAAGAUAUCUCGGAUACCAGGAGUUCCCUGUGAGCUGUGUGGCUACAGGGGACCCCAGGGCAGCGGACAGGGCCUUGAGGACCUGCUCACGUUGGGGCUCGGCCACCGGAAACAUUUAGCAGCUCACCAUCGAAGGCGUCUCCGGAAGCCUCAGGACAAGAAGAGACAAGCGUCUCCCAGUCCACCGGAUGUGAUGCUGGAGGUGGAUCCCGGGGUCCCGGAUUCUGCUUCCAGGCGACCCCUGACGCUCUUCUUUCUCCUUCUCUUCUUCCUUCUGGUGGGUGCCACAUUGUUGCUGCCCUUGUCAGGGGUCCCCUGCUCUUCUCAUGCCCGACUGGCCAGGACGCCCUACCUGGUGCUCAGCUAUGUCAAUGGUCUCCCUCCAAUCUGAGUCCAUGGCCCAGACAUGUGU
Molecule: messenger RNA, 1249 nt
Organism: Microtus ochrogaster (prairie vole)
Lineage: Eukaryota; Metazoa; Chordata; Mammalia; Rodentia; Cricetidae
Gene: Syne4
Product: spectrin repeat containing nuclear envelope family member 4
Biological process (GO): establishment of epithelial cell apical/basal polarity
Cellular component (GO): nuclear envelope; nuclear outer membrane; meiotic nuclear membrane microtubule tethering complex
Source: RefSeq, a predicted model, not a curated record